AGGUGAGGCAACCGCUCCUCUCGUCCGUCUGUUCAUCCACCCCUCCAUCCAUCCGUACACCUGCUGCCCACCUGCCCGCCCACUUCCUGCCCGCCGGACUGCGCCACACCUGAGCGGAGCUCACCUGCAGAGACACACACUUACUAUACACACCUGCACCCACAGGAGACUGCACACCUUAUACCAACAUCAUCAGCAUCAUCUUCAUCAUUAUCAUUAUCAACAUCAUCACCGUCGCUGUGAUCACUGCUCUCCGUUCUCACCGUGACACACAGGUGGCGAUGGUCGGCGAGUGGGGAUGAGGAGCCAUGGGUCACUCCCGAAUCACCUUCAUGGCUCUCAGGACUCAGUUCUCCAGGCCCCGCCCCUUCCUCUCACCUGUGCUUCACCUGCUCUCUCUCUGGCUGCUCCUGUGCCCGUGUGUGGGUGGGCCGGCCCGUGCCCCUCUCCUGGCGGGGCAGCCGUUCCUGGUGCUGUGGGGCGUCCCCAAUAAGGACUGUCUGGGGCGUCCGGACCCGGCGAGUUUGGGGAUGGAGUGGGAGGGGCGGGUGGCGCUGUUUUAUGAGGACUCUCUGGGGCUGUACCCGUAUUUCACCGCUGAUGAACAGUCGGUUAACGGAGGCCUGCCGCAGCACACCAGCCUGGACCUCCACCUGCAGAAGGUGGAGGGGGAUCUGACGGCCGGUCUGCCCCAGGCAGGAGCUCCCGGGCUGGGGGUGCUGAGGUGGGAGGAGUGGGCGCCUCAGUGGAGCAGAAAUAAGGGGAAGCAGAGGAGAUACCUGGAGGAGUCCAGAGCUCUGCUCCGGGGAUUCUUCCCCGACUGGAGUCCGGAGGAGGUGGAGAAAUGGGCUCAGGUGGAUUUUGAAGCAGCAGCCCAGUCCAUCCUAAUGGAGACCCUGAGAGAGCUGAAGAGGCUCCGCCCACAGAGGCUAUGGGGCGUGGCUCCAUAUCCAAGCUGCUACAACUCUGACCCCGCCCAGAUGCAGCUGGCCAAUUACACGGGGCGCUGCCCGGCCGCGGAGAUGGCGUUAAACGAUGAGAUGAUGUGGCUCUGGAAACGAAGCUCCGCCCUAUACCCAAUCCUAUCACUGGAGAAACAGCCUGAGGGGACCAAGGGGGCGUGGCUUUACGCGUCCAACCAGAUCAGAGAGGCCCUGAGAGUGGCGGCUCUUGCAGGGUCAACUUCUGAUCUUCCUGUCUUCCCAUUGGUCAAGAGUGUGUACGCCUCAUCUCGUACAUUUCUCUCAGAGGCUGACCUGGUGAAUACCGUAGGUGAAAGUGCUGCCAUGGGAGCCUCAGGAGUCAUCAUCUGGGAAAAAUCCAUCCCUGCAAAAACACAGAAGACCUGCUCUGAGCUCAGCUCCUACGUACGGGAGGUUCUCGGUCCGUACGCCGUCAACGUAACCACGGCGACCCGUCUCUGCGGCGUCUCACUGUGUCAGGGGCGUGGCCGAUGCGUCCGCAAGAAACCAGAAGACCCCGUCUACCUCCACCUUCCCUCCGCCCACUUUCUCCUAAUGACCAAUGGCGUGGAGGGAAUCCGGGCGACGGGGACACUUCCGCCUGCCUAUCUGGACACGUGGAGGCGGGACUUCCGCUGCCAGUGGUUCGAGGCGUUGGAGGGGGCAGCCGCCGAUCAGGAGUCAGGGGGGCUGGACGUUAGACGCCAGAGGCCGCCGCCCACAGUAAAGCCCCCCUCUGAUAUUGUUCAGACUGAGGGGACCGUGGCGACCACCACGACUUCUCCGCAACAGCAACCAGCAGCCAGCGGAUGCCCCGCCCACAACGUGCCCGUUAUAGUUCUCUCUGUGCUGCUGAUCAUCAGCCUCGCUAACCUCAACCUCACCUGUGCACAGGUGAGACGCACAAGAUGACCAGACUGGCCUUGAUUUUGUAUUAAAAUACAUUAUAAUAUGACAGACUUCAGAACUUCUAAUCUCCUAACGUAGGAAACUGUAGGAGCAAGAACUGGAUGUCUGCUCUGAAUUAACUACUAACCUGCAGUGAGUGAAGGAAGGGGGCGGGGCCUCGGUUGGAUUAUCCUAUGAAAACUCCUUUUCUGUCGUCUCUUGGUCUAUUUGUAAA
Molecule: messenger RNA, 2085 nt
Organism: Astyanax mexicanus (Mexican tetra)
Lineage: Eukaryota; Metazoa; Chordata; Actinopteri; Characiformes; Acestrorhamphidae
Product: Glyco_hydro_56 domain-containing protein
Exons: 5
Coding region: 309-1874 (521 amino acids)
Biological process (GO): hyaluronan catabolic process; carbohydrate metabolic process
Molecular function (GO): hyalurononglucosaminidase activity
Source: RefSeq, a predicted model, not a curated record